Octopus bimaculoides (California two-spot octopus) is the source of this 4033-nucleotide messenger RNA. Its product is annotated as SH3 domain-containing kinase-binding protein 1. Gene Ontology annotation, biological process: actin filament organization; cell migration. NCBI's taxonomy places the organism in Eukaryota, Metazoa, Mollusca, Cephalopoda, Octopoda, Octopodidae. The record is from RefSeq and is a predicted model, not a curated record. Gene Ontology annotation, molecular function: protein binding.
CUUAAAUAUAGAACUGAAGUAAUCGGCAGUUAUCAGAGCAAUAUAUGUAACAUCUUUAGGAAUUUAUUGUGGAUUUCUUGCAUUCUAGAGUCAGGUUCUGUUGAAGUCCACUUUGCCUUAUCCUUCCAAGGUACCAGUCAAGGCAAUAGAAAGGAAAAAUUUUUACAGCAUCACACAGAAUGCCUUGUAGUAUUUAUUCUCACUCUUUAUAUUUUGAGUUCAAAUCCUGUUGUAGCUUCAUAGGUGACAGAUUGAAUAAGUCCCCAUUUUUACUUAUUUCUCUGUCAAGGGGAAUUGUUUCUGACUUAUCAAUAAAAAAUGCAGGCAUCCCCUACAUUACAGCUACCUCAGGUUAUGGGAUUGUGUGCUUAUGGAAAUUGUAAAGUAUGACUAAUAAUUUCAGGAUACAGUCUGUAAUUUCACUCUUACAGAAACUUGGAUUGCAUAGUUUUAAAUUAUUAAUUUAGGAUUACACUUUCUUCUUAGUUCAAUGACCACUUAUGUUUUAGUUAAGAUCAAAGUAUAUAGUUAACAAUUUGAAAAAUUAUCAUCACAUUACAUACGUACACACACAUGUAACGCACAUAAUGUGAGUGUGUGUGUGUGUUUCUACCUCCAAAACAACCCACCAACAGUAACAGUAAUGUACAGUAUGAAGAAGUUAAGUAAAUCCAUUUCAAAUGAAAAUAAUUUGGUAUCCUAAUCUAUUUUAAAAGUUGAAUGGAAUGCCUUUGAUCUUAGCUUUAAACAGGCACAACAAUACAUCUAGCAAGAACAAUAUGACCACCAACACUUGCUCACUGUGACAAACUUCUAAACCUAUGCAACCCACGUCAUCACCAUAUUAACCCACCAACUAUGGAAUCCAACUGGUUUUAACAGCUAUCAGCAUGUAUGCCAAUAUGUGCAUGUGUGUGUAUGUGUAUGAGUGUGUUUAUGUCUUACAUCGGAAGUGCAAGUGGUGAAUUACCUAUAAAAUCUGGUGACUCUUCAGCUAACUGUAAUUAUAUAGUACUUUCUCUUCCUCAGUCCAUCACUUUUUUCAUCUCAAUUUCAUUAUUACAUCUAUAGGAAUAAGACAAUUUUCUACUCUCACAACACAUCUGUCCUGGGCAGUUUUUUUUACUUCCUAUUUGUUGAUCAUUAAUUACCACUGCUGUUGGAUUUACCUACAAUUUAAGCUCUCUGGAAAGAAGCUAUCAAAUAGAACUGAAGGCAAUAGCAUGAAAAGGAACUGUAAAGAGAUUACACUGGGUAUUAAACUUAAUGUUUUAAAAAGACUUAAUGCAGGAGAUGAACUAAGUUAUAUUACUGAAGUAUUAAAUCUUACAAUGUUUACAGUUAGAACAAUAUGUGACAUCAAAGAGAAAAUUAUGUCAAGUGCUCAAGAAGCCACUCUGUUAACUGUCCAUAGAUCUAAUGUAAUGCUUAAAAUGGAACAACUCUUGAGUAUAUAGAUCAAAGAUUAGAAACAGCAUAAUGUGGCAGGCAGUAAACAUGUUGGUAAAUUGAAAAAAAGCCAAAAGUUUAUAUGAUGAUUUGCAGGAAAAAGGUGAAACUUCUAAUGAAAAACCCUUUUUGGCUAGUCAAGACUGAUUUGAAGCACAUGAAUUUGCACAACAUAAAAAUGGCUGAUGAAACUGCAAGCACUGAUAUAGAGGCUGCUGCUAACUAUCUUGCACACAUGAAGAAAAUGAUUGCUAAAAGGGGGCUACACACCAAAGCAAAUAUGCAACAUUAAUGAAACUGCACAUUUCUGGAUGUGCAUGCCUGGUAGAACUUUUUAUUUCUCAAGAAGAAAAUUCAACACCAGGAUUUAAAGCUUCCAAAUAUCAUCUGACACUUCUUUUGGGAGGAAAUGCUGCUGCUGAUAUGAAAUUAAAGCCCUUACUCAUGUAUCACUCUGUAAAAACAAUGGUUACAUGAAAUUUAAUCUACCUCUGAUUUGGCAUUCAAAUAAGGCAUGAAUGACUGAGAGCCUUUCCAAAGAGUGGUUUAAAAAUGUUUUUUUUUUUGUCAUGUAGUAGAAAGGUACAAUACCUGACAAUAUUUCCAGCAAAGUAUUGCUUCUUUUAAACAAUGCACCAAGUUACCCAGUGAACUUAGAUGACCUUUCUGAUAAUGUGAAUGUAGAAUAUAUCCCCAAGAAUACUUCUUUGCUCCAGCCAAUGGAUCAAGGUGUGAUAGCUAACUUAGAGGCAUAUUAUAUGAGAAGAACUUUCAAAUAACUUCUGAAAGCAAUUGACAGGGAAAGUAAACCUACAAUUAGAGAUUUCUGGAAGAAAUUCAAUGUAAUAGAUUCUGUGGAUAAUAUAGCUGAGUUAUGGGAAGAAGUGGAAAAACAUAUGGGCAGACUGUGACAUAACAAGUGUCAAGCAGAAAGACUACAUCAAAUUCAGAAAGAUAUUGUGGCACUUACAAAGGAUAUAAGAUUUGAAGUCAUAGAGGAUGAUGUGAUUGAGUGUCCCAUCUAAUGAGGAGCUGAUGCUCUUAGAAAAAGAACAAGCUGAGAAUAUAGAUGAGACAAUGGAAGUUCCUCAUAUACUACUUAAAUUGACUAUAAAAGUUAUUGCUAUAGGGUUGGCACUUUUAGAGGAAGGUCUGCAGGUUUUUCUGAUAAUGAUUCUAAUUGUGAACAUUACAUAAAAAUUACAAGAGGAAUUUACAAGAAACUCAGUUCCUAUAUUGAGCUGUACAAAGUGAUGUUGUAUCAUAAAAAACAAACAAUAAGUUCUUCACCUCUCAAGCCAUUGUUCAUGAUAAUGGACUCCGAGAUAGUAAAUAUUGUCCCUCAUCCUCUUAGUAACACUCAUUCCACCCCCACCCCACCCCUACACACACAAUAGUCAACAUCUUUUGAGAUUAUAAACACUGGUAAGAACAACAACAGUAAUAGGUUUCAAAUAAAGAAAGGCCAUAUUACUGAAAUGGCAAACAAAAUUAAAGAUGGGAUCCAAAUUGGAGCCAUGAUGUCAAGCAAAAAAAUUUCAGUUGGAUCUAAGAAGAAAAAGCUUGCAAAAGUGCAAUUUGAAUACAUUCCUGAAGCAGAAGAUGAACUGGAGCUUCAUAUUGGAGAUGUUCUAGAAGUGUACCGUGAGGUUGAAGAAGGUUGGUGGGAAGGUCAACUAAAUGGUAAAGUUGGUAUGUUUCCUUCUAAUUUUGUUGAAAUCCGUGAAAAUCCAGAUGAAGAAGAAAGAGAAAAAAGUGUGAAAACAGAUGAACCUGAAAAGAAAGAUAGUAGCAUUGAUCCUGAAACUAAAGGAAAGAAAGUUAAAGGAGUUGGUUUUGGAAAUAUAUUUGGUAGUGGUCCAAUCAAGUUACGACCCUCAUCAGGUGUAUGGAAAGGUGAGACUGAAGAAAGCAAGGUUGAAAAAGUUUCUGGAAGUGCAUCAACUACAGUUAAAAAGAGCAAGCAAUUGGAAAUGGCUAUUGCUCGAUUCUCUUACCAUGCUGAGAAUGAAGAUGAAUUAACAUUAAAAGAAGGUGAUACCAUUACAAUUCUUAAAAAAGAUCUGGAAGAUGUUGGUUGGUGGAAAGGAGAACUUAAUGGGAGAAUUGGAGUAUUUCCUGACAACUUUGUUGAGAUAAUUCCUACUCAAGAGGAGACUCCGAAAAUAAAGAAAACUUAUUCAACUUCUUCACAAGAUUCUUCUGUAUUGUCUUCACAAAACAAUAAAUCAACUCGAAGUAACAAUGAAUCCAACAAAGUUGACAAUAAACACAACAAUAACAAAGAUUCCCUUUUAGGAACCAAUGUACAAAGCAGUUUUAAAAGAAUUCGUGAUAAUGAUUAUGACUCCAUAGAAGAGAGUUUGCUGGAGAAAGAAAGCAACCGGUUUAAAAUGACAGCAACAGACUGCAGCAAUUCACCACAUUCCAGAAGCUACUUUGAACAUAAUGCAGAAUGGUGCAUCAACAUCUACUGCCCAAUCUGAUAGAAUUCUGGCAGUACUGUGUAGCAACAGAUUGCCAGCAAUUGCUUCAUCAGAUAUUGCUGUCCUAGCUCCUGCAAAAAGGGAUUACCCUACUAUGU